Dermatophagoides farinae (American house dust mite) is the source of this 4832-nucleotide messenger RNA. RefSeq names its product GATOR complex protein Iml1 (gene Iml1). Gene Ontology annotation, molecular function: GTPase activator activity. Gene Ontology annotation, biological process: negative regulation of TORC1 signaling; positive regulation of autophagy; intracellular signal transduction. The record is from RefSeq and is a predicted model, not a curated record. Gene Ontology annotation, cellular component: lysosomal membrane; GATOR1 complex. NCBI's taxonomy places the organism in Eukaryota, Metazoa, Arthropoda, Arachnida, Sarcoptiformes, Pyroglyphidae.
ACUCAUGCAUUUUAUGCGUACAUUUUAGUGAAAUGAUUUUAAAGAAUUUUUUAAAAAUUUUUAAAGAAUUUCAGACAGAAUAUAAUAGAAAAUAAAACAAUGCCCACCGUUAAAUUGAAUACACAUCAACGUACUCAUUAUCAUGAUGAUAUUGUCAUCUGUCAAAAUGAUUAUUCCGAUAUUAAAAUUGGUGAUAUUGUUGAAAUUUAUUCCAGUGAAGAGAACUUUAGUCGUUUGGUAUUACAAAUAACCAAUGUUGAUAAACCGAAAGCCAAUUGUCCAACCAUAACAAUCGAACAUUCGAUUGCAAUGACAUUUCAGCUAAGAAAUUUUAGCGAUGUUGUCAUGAACGUUGUGGAUGAAGAUAUUGUUGCAUUAGAUUCUGUAGAAUUAUUCUUCAAAGAUCAAUAUCUUGCACGUAGUGACAUGUGGCGAUUAAAAAAACAUAUAACCAACACUUGUGUUUAUCUGAAUAAAAAGAUUGAAUUUAGUAAUAUCCGAUGUCAGGUAUUUGAAAUGUGGCAUCAUGGUGUCCGUAUGGCCAGUGGUUAUAUCAAUGAAGAAACAAAAGUAGUUUUUAGAUCUGCAUCCAGUAUGGUUUAUCUAUUCUUACAGAUGAGUUCAGAAAUGUGGGAUUAUGAUAUUAAUGGUGAUCUAUAUUUUGAGAAAGCUGUCAAAGGUUUUCUAUCCGAUCUUUUCAAUAAAUGGAAGACAUUCAACUGUAGUCAUGAUGUAACCAUUGUUAUGUUUUCACGAACCUUCUAUCUAGCUAGUGAUAUCAAUGAAUUUCCUGAAUCUAUGCAGGAAUGUUUACAACAAGAUUAUCAGAAACGAUUCUAUGAAGAUUAUUAUCGUGUUGCUGUUCAAAAUGAACGAUUCGAUGAUUGGUCAUCGACAUUGAUAUAUUUACGAGAAUUAUUCAAUCUUUAUGAAGAAGAAGUGAUUCAUUAUCAUGAGAAAAGAGGUCUGAAAGGUGUUAAAGCAUAUAAUUCGACAGCAUCACAAGGAAAUUUUCUCGAAGUUUUAAACAUGUCUCUUAAUGUUUUUGAACGACAUAAUCUGGAUCGUAGUUUUGAUCGGACCGGUCAACUUUCCGUUGUAAUAUCACCCGGUGUUGGUGUAUAUGAAGUGGAUUUAGAUUUGACCAACAUAACAAAACAACGAAUCAUUGAUAAUGGUAUUGGUAGCGAUCUGGUUUGUUUGGGCGAACAACCUCUUCAUGCUGUACCAUUAUUUAAGUUCAAUUCAAGACGUGCAAACAUGUCAAACGAUGAAUACAAUAUGCCUCAUUGGAUUAAUCUUAGUUUUUACUCAUCUAAACAACGAUUUCCUUCGUCUAAUUUUAUACCACGAAUUAAAAUGCCAAACAUUUCACCACCAGAACAGGGACAAAGUCCUGUCAAAAAAUCCGCCAAUCUCAAUCUACCACCAUUCAUUAGCCAUAAUUCAAAUUCAAAAGGUAACCAAAACAAUGAAUCCGGUUCAAAUGGCAUCGAUUUAACAUCAUGUCAAAAUAUACCAUUCAUUGAUUAUGAUGAAUAUGAUAAUCAAAUAUUUCGUACAUCCGCAUCGAAUAAACCAUCAUCAAUAUUUUUGAUUAAUCAACAUGGUUCUUUUCAUCAUCAUCUUCAUCAGCCUACACAUUCACAAAGAAUGAUGAUGUCUUACAAUCGAAAUUUAGAUGAUGGAAAUAAUUUAAUGGUAUUAGAUGAACAACGGCCAAAACGUCGUCAAUCGGUAGUGGUUCCAUCACGUUCAGCAUACUCAAAAUUAUCUUUAUCACAAUCACCAAAGAAUAAUGAUAUAGUCGAUGGUGGUGGUGUUGGUGGUGGUAGUAUAAAUGUUUUACAGCGGCCAAAAAAUAAUUCAUUUUCACACAAUCUUUCAACAUCCGUCGAGAAUAAAGUGAAUAAUGAAGGACAUUUUAAGAUCAAAUCAAAAGAUGAUAUUAUUGUUCAUAAAUUCAAAGAUCAAUUACAUCGUACAAAAGCAUUGAUCAAUCCAUUUGAUCCAUCACAUGUAACGAUUAAAUUGAAUUCAAAUCGUCGUCGAUGGACACAUGUAUUUCCGCUUGGACCAACUGGAAUUUUUAUGCAACAACAUCAUUAUCAAGCUAUACCACAGAAUCGAAUAAAUUCAGAUGAUUUUAAUAUCAUCUAUGAUUCUACAGAAGUGUUAUCGAAAGAUAAAAAUUUUAAACGUACAUCGUUUGAUCAAAUUGAUGGCGUUAUGAAAAAUGUGGAUAAAGAUUUAAAGAAAAAUCUCACAAAAUCUCGAUCGAAUGCCUUGAUUGAAUUGGAAAAGAAAAAUGUAAUGAAUGAAUCGGAUAUUCAUCUGAAACAACGUAGUUUAUUACUUACUGAUAAUAGUCUUUUGUGGGCAUGGGGUGCAACAGGUGAACAAGAAUGGACACCAGCCAUAACAACCGGUGUUGAUUGGAAAUCAUUAGUGAUGCCCGCUUGUUUACCGAUAACCACCGAUUUUCUUCCGGAUAAACGUACAUUAGAACAAGAUUAUGUAACACAUAUUUAUGAUCUAUUACCUGAAGAACAAGCAAAUGAAUUAUAUCAACAACGAUAUAUGAAAUCGAAUGAAGAUGGUGGUGGUAAUAAUCAUAAAAAAAUGAACAUGUUAACCAUUGAUCAAUUCUAUAAUGAAUUGAUCAAUCAACGUUUGCAACAAGGAUUUCAGAUAAUUUUAUUGCCAAAAAAUAAAAUAUGUUAUACAUUCAGUGAUCGUACCGGUAAUAAACAUACGUUCAUAUUGAGUAUUGGAAGAAUUUAUCAUGAAUUAGCACAUAAAGAGAAUCGUAUAUCGAUUAUAAAUUAUCAUCCAAGACAUCCAUAUAAAGCGAAUAAUAUAUGUUAUUGUUAUCGAAUUCGUACACCGGAUAAUGAAACAUAUGGUGUUAGUUGGGUAACAUUUACAAGUGAAAAAUUAGAAACAUAUAAAUGGAAUUAUCUAGACAAUUAUAUCUGUCUACGUGGUGAUUACACUGAAUAUCCAUUGAUUGAAAGCCUUAAAUAUUGGCGAUUUCGUUUACUUGUUUUGCCUACACAACAUUCGAAAACGAAAAAAAUUAUCGAUCGUUAUAUGUCUGGUGAUAAUGAAUUUAAUUGUGAUCUUUAUGAUGUAUUUUCAUUCGAAGAAAAAAUUCAAUUACAAAAAGGCUUCAUCAAACUAUUGAAAGUAAUCAAUGGUGUUAAAUUGAUAAAUACGAAUAAAUCUAUUGAAUGUAAAAAUUGUUCAACAUCAUCAUCGUCAUCAUCAUCAUCAUUGAUUCGUCGAAAUAGUUCAACAUCGAUUCAAACACCUAAUAGUGCCAAUUCUAUUGGCGAUAAUUUUGACACUCAUUUUCGUUCUUCGAAUGAUCCUAUAUCGCUUACAUCGAUCAAUGAAUCAUCAUCAAAUCGUACAAUAAAACAUGAAAAAUUAACAUCCACAUUAAAUCGAUCAUCCGCUGAUAGUGGUAGCCAUGAUACAUGUGAUUCUAUUCCGGAACAAAUUUCUGAUAAAAUCACCAUCGAAUCAUUACCGAAUGAAAUCAUCAACUUUAUGCAACAAUCAAGUAAUUUGUUUACGAUUAAAUUUCGUAAUCUACCUGAAUAUACGUUCAUCAGUUUGGAAGCGAUCGAAUGGGCUGUUAAACAUGUGGAAAAUAUACCGAAUGAAACUGUAGCUGAACGAAUGUUUCAGAAUUUUCGAAAUAAAGAUCUUAUUAGACAUGCAUCUGGUGAUAUGUCAGUAAAUUUUAAACGUGGAUUCCAUCUUUAUUGCCUGAUGACUGAUCAGAAUCGACAAUUUUUUGCUAAAAAUGAAAUUGAAAGGAUAUAUUUUGAACGUGCCUGGAUGGAAGUUGGUAUCGUACAACAACAUAAUCCAAAAGAAUUGGAAAAUACUGCUACGGUAACGGCAUAUGAAGAUGAACUUAUCUCGAAUCAAGCUCCAGAAUUUACAUUCAAAAAUUUUCAAGUAGAAUUGGAUAGCAAAACUGAUCGAGUAGAAUGGGUUAAUGUUAAAUAUCAUAGUCUUUAUGAUCCAGAACAAGCAUUUGAAAUGAUCAUGGAAUGGAUGGUUGCAACCGGCAAUGCUAUACCGGAAAAAGUUUCAACAUGGAGUCGUACGAAAGGAACUAAUCUACAUAUUGUACCGAUACCAUGGGAUCCGUUUGCAUUACCAUUUUCGAAUCGUUCAGAUCCACUUCGUGGUCCAGUCUAUAUAUCAUUGAAUAUUGAUUGUCUUCUUUGUUUCAAAAUAUUGGAAGGUGAACGAUUGUUUAAUUUUCAAGAGAAAAUUUUAGUCAAAUUCGGUUUCAUACCAUUUCAUGAUCCGACCACCGAAAAUCAACGACAAUUUGUCCAUGUAUCCGGUAGUAUAUUUGUUAUGAUACCAAGAAAGAAUACUACAUCGGCACAGAAACAUCUGAAUAAACGUGGCAAAUUUUUACAGAGUAUCGAUAGACAAGAAAUGGGACAUGAAGAAUAUAUUACUAGACAUUUUAGUGGAAUGCAAUUAAAAGGUCAGGAUGCUCAUAUUGAUGCAAAAAUUGGAUUUCUUUGGUGUUGGAAUUAUCUAAUAACGAAACGUUGGAAAACAAAUGUAACUGGCGAUGAGAAUUCAAUGCGUAAAAUUAUGCAAGAUUUUCGUGGAUUCUGUCAGAAUAAAGAUGAUCGAUUAGUAGAAUUUUACAGUAGUGUUUAUUAUCAUCAUCAUAAUCAAUCGAUAGCUUCAUCUCAUCGUACAAACGAAUGAUCAUAAUGAGAAUAAAAUAAAAUAAUUUCGAUGAAUGUAAUUUGUUCAAAUCAACAUCCAAUCUACAUACAACCAAUCAA